AUGAUACCUCUCAAGGAGAAUCUCCGUGAACUUGGACUCGGUAAUUCUGGAUUAUCAAUGUAUAUUGGGAGUCGUAUAUUUGCCAUGUUUGUGAUCCAAUAUUCGGAUCCUAUAACUAGUGUACCAAGAAUUAUUGCUAUCAAUUUGUCGCCUUUUACGGCUAAAUCAGCUAUGCGCACGUCACGUAUAUAUGCUCUCAUAACAUUUCUACCAAGGAAAUUCGUCAACAAGACCGAUAAGACGAAAAGCGUUCGUAGAGGCAUCAUCUACAAGACUUUGGUUUCUUAUUGGAAUAUAUUUCCUUGA
This is a messenger RNA of Funneliformis caledonium, 306 nucleotides long. The record is from the annotation of a GenBank genome assembly. Lineage: Eukaryota; Fungi; Glomeromycota; Glomeromycetes; Glomerales; Glomeraceae.